This is a messenger RNA of Pseudophryne corroboree (corroboree frog), 1982 nucleotides long. RefSeq names its product cyclin D1 binding protein 1 (gene CCNDBP1). NCBI's taxonomy places the organism in Eukaryota, Metazoa, Chordata, Amphibia, Anura, Myobatrachidae. Gene Ontology annotation, cellular component: nucleus. The transcript has 11 exons. The coding region runs from base 104 to 1108 and encodes 334 amino acids. Gene Ontology annotation, biological process: regulation of cell cycle. The record is from RefSeq and is a predicted model, not a curated record.
GUACACGCUGUAUCACAUAGGAAGUGACGUCUAUCUGCGUGUUCUGUCUUAUGUGGUCCGAUGGGCUCCGGUCUCCCGUCUGCUGUCGUUCCGGGGAAAUAAUAUGGAGCCGCUGCAGAAACUGCUGGAUAAUUUGCGUGCUAUUCUGGGGAAACUGCGAGAUGGAGAAUCCAGUGAAAAUAACAACUUUAACCCACAAUCCUUCUGGGAAACACUUGAACAAGCCUUUAAAGCCACUUCUCAAGAAGCCACAAAAAUAAGCCUGGCUUACUCUCAGCCUCCACUGCCAUCAGCAGAGGACUGUCAGAAAUUAAGUGAUGGACUUCUCCAUGCUAUUUUGGCAACUGCUACUUUGUAUUACUCCCUCCGUAAGGAACAAGGUACCACUCUACGUAAGACGGUGCGAGAGGCAGUAGCAGAUGUUAUAGAGGGCACCAUGCAGCUGCUGGAAGUCAUACUGAGCUCACGUAUACAGAGUCUGUCACAGGCACAGCUGGUAUCCACAGGCAGUGUGUGGGAGGCUUGUGACCAGUUUGCACAUAUUCCUAAAGACAACCAUGCAGCAGUAAUGUUGAUCAUAUCGGGAUAUCUGGGUGUUGUCAAGGAUGCCUUAGAAGAGAUGGAACAGGCUGUGUCAGGAGGAGAGGAUCCUUUCAGUGACAUCCUAGAAGAUGAUGAUGAUGAUGAAAUUGGUGCUCGUGGAAACCAGGAUACAUACUGGUCAGAGGCAGAUCACAGGCUUAUAGCUCCCUGCUUGGGCCUCAUGAAGGCUUCAAAAGCCUGUCUGAAGAAGGUUCUAGGGACCAUGAAGGCUCAUGGGAAGGUGGAGACAGCAGAGCAAGUGGCACAGCUAGAUGACCUGGCCGAUAUUACACAGGAAGUCAGCCCCAGUGUGGACGAACUGGCCCUGAGCAUGUACCCUCCGAUGAAUCAUGUUGCUGUACGUCUUAAUGCUGCAAAGUUAUCCUCUGUGCUGAAGAAAGUGCUGGAGAUCACAAGUGCCAGCCAUGUUUGCCCUGAUGCCGAAUCCGGUUGGGUCCAGUUCCUCCAUACUGCCAUUACCCAUAAUAUGGACAAAGUGAAAAACUUGACCCAGGAAGCGCUUUGAUAAUUUAACACCAGGCUUUACCUAUAUUGCGCUAGUCCUGGCAACUGCAGCACAUUUCAUUGUGCCCUGUACUUAAGAUCGGCUUCAUAUGUAAGGACAAGUCAAGUCUACGGGCACUUUGUGGCAGCGGAAUGGAGCCUAUGUUGGGUAUAUGAUGGUAAAUGUGGUCUGUACUUACUGACUUACAACAUGAAGAAAUGUGACAACUGAUCAAAAUGUUUUCCACCAGUUCAGAAGAUUAGUUUUCUCUUCUCAUUGGUGCUUCAGUUAUCUCCUGCUGAACAGACGGCUCUGGCAGCAGCUGCUGGAGAUGGGACACAGCAGCCUGCGUGGGCACAUAUGAUAAAUGUGCCUGGAAUGCAGUGAUACAGAAAGCAGACACGCCUCCAUGUUGUGUAAAAAUGAACGCAUUUAUCUCCUGAUGUUUUUUGUGUGUAUUGUAUUCUGCUUUGCAGUAUAUUGACAUUACCGUGAAUUAGGUUAUUAUCCUGAAAGGAACUAUCCGCUUUACAAAUUUUUUUAUUGCACCCACCCCUUUAAUUGGUGGAUCAGGGGGUUCUUUCUAUGGCAGCCCAGCUGUUCAAAGUGAUUGCUAUAACAGCAAUACACAACGUACAUACAGUACAGUACAGUAGUCCCUAGAGCUACUUUAAGCCUUCUGAUAACAAGUGCUAUUCAUAUUCUCCAAGCUGAAAGGCUGAACCUGGCUGGGUGGAUCGCUGGGACUUCUGUAACACUGCUAUUAAUGGGACGAUGAAGGAUUAUUAUUGUCUCUCUUCUAUGACCUGCUGCUUGAGUUUUUCUGCAUCCUCCGAGUAAGAGAUGCGCUUUGCAAAUAAUAAAACUGGGCUCUUAUCUGAGUUUUCAUAAUGUA